UUGCAGGGGCAUGCAUCUCGUCGGUGAUUAGACUAGUGCAGUGUGAAACGUUUCACAUCUUUGUAUGAUAUGAUAUAAAUUUUCCCCUCGGAAAAAGUGGGAUGCAUUUAGGGGGGUGGUGUUUUUAACACCUUUAUACUAGGAAAGAGCAGAUGGCGCUCAUUCUCGAGGCACAAAUUCACGAGUCGUGAAUCACGACCCUUUGAGAAUAAGGGCAUGUCCACUAAUGUCCAGUUUUCUCUACUAUCUGUAGUCAUUGAUAUCAGUUUAGUUUAUUGAUUUACAUACCAAUGCACCAAUACAUGAGAGAUAUGCUUAUCUGACAUACAAAUAAAAGUCUUAGUAUUUAUAAAUGUAAAAAUUAGAUGCAUGGAAUUAAAUUGCAUGCAUUGGAUCAGUCUUUAAAAAUGAUUAAAACGUUUAUAUUCUUUGAUCUGGAAACAACCGGAUUAAUUGAAAGAAAAGUUAUGCCCAAGAUCAUAGAACUAUCAUUAAUUGCAGUGUCAAGAAAUGCUAUAUGUGAAACUAUGGAUCCUUUACCAAGAGUUUUACAUAAGCUAGUUUUGCCAGUACAUCCAAAUACAGAUAUUUCUAAAUUAAUUCAUAAUUUAACAGGUUUAUCAAAUAAAAAUUUAGAAGAAGUUCAAUAUUUUAACUAUGAAGCAUGUAAUCUAGUUAUGAAUUUUAUAAAUCGACAGACACCACCAACUUGCUUUGUAGCAUACAAUGGAAAUAACUUUGAUUAUCCAAUAUUUUUAUCAGAACUUAAAAAUAUUAAUAAGGAUGUCAGUGGAGAUGUUCUCAGCAUUGACAUGCUUAAUCUAAUUAAAGAUUUUUUUUCACUGAAAGAAAACGCAAUAGAAAAUAGAAAUGACAUACAAACCACUUCCUCUAUGUCUAAUAAAGAGGAUAUUAAGAGUUUGUUAAAUGAUGGUUAUGAUAAAGCAUUAUGUGAUGCAUUAGAUUCUGUUAUGAAUUCAAGUUUUAAGAAGUAUAAUAAGAAUAACCAUGAAAAUAAAGAAAGUAAUUCUAGUGCUGCCAAUAUACUUAACACUCCAAAAACUAGUUGUUAUAAAAAAAUACAGAAAAUGAAUGAGAAAACACCUGAAAAUCAAGUUAUAAAAUCACAAGAUAUGGAUAAAUGUUUGCACAAGAGAAAAGAAAGCAUUGCAAGAAGAAAAUUACAUUUUACAAGUGGACAGCCAGUUAAUUUUAAAUUGUCUAGCGUUUGUAAACAUAUUUUUGGAACUGAUCCACAAAAUGCUCAUACUGCAGAAGGAGACUGCCUUAGUAUGAUACGUUGUGCAAUUCAAUUAGGGAACUAUUUUGUUGAAUGGGCAGAUUGUAAAGCAACACCUUUAAUUAACUAUGACAAAGAGAAAGAGUAACACAAUGUAUGUUACAUCAGUAACUUUUUUAAUGAUGUUUUCUAUACAAUAUUUAGAGCAUAUAAUUCUAUUUUACCUAGGAAAGAUGCAUGUGAUCAUUAUUACAUUUAUAAUUAUAAAUAUUCAUUAAAAAACCAUUUUAUCAAAAUUUUAUAAAAUUAUUACAAUAUACUUUUAGUAGUUUAUGAUAUCUGAAUUGUUAAAUAUAAUAGUUAAAAUUUCGAUACAAAAAUUAUCAUUUUAAGAUAAAACUAACAUUAUUUUAUAAACAAACUGCAAUCUAUAAAAUUAAGUCAUAAUAUUGAACAGAUCGAACCAUUUUCCUGUGGCUCGUCUCCUUUAUUUGAAGAACUGUAAGCAGGUAAGCUCAUGUGUAUUAGACUUUGUUUAGCAAUCAGCAAUUCCAUUUCAUGUUUGGUUACUGUAACAAUACAAAAAAAUAAUUUUAUUAGAAAUUUGGUGUAAAUAUUUAGAUUAAAGAUAUGCAUCCUUUAAUAAAAUACGAACUUACAAAUAUAUUCAGCUAAUAUAAAUUUGUUUGUCAUUAUAUUUUUUUCAAUCAUUUUUAUAAUGUUAUUCAUACGUGAAGAAAUAUUAAACAUUUCGAUGUGUUGAAUUUUUCCUAAUAAAUUAUAUCUAUCAUCCCAAAAAAAUGGUAUUUUGUGUUGUUCACAAGCCUGAUGUAGUUCUUUAAGCAUCUACAUAUGUAUAAAUACAAUUCAUAUAUAAAUGUAUCAUGCAAGCCUUAUGUAUUAAUUUUGUAUACAUUACCAUGUAGAAAAGUAAUGUUGAAGGUAUUUUGUCCAAAUCCAUUUCUGAUUUGUUUAACGUGUUUAAAAAUAAUGUUUCAAUGAAAUAACUGGCUAUGCUUUUCCAGUUCUGCAUGUCUCUCAAUUUCUGCAAGUACAAUAAUGUGAAGGUACUGUUCAAUUAUAUUAAAAAUUCAAUAUUCUUUACAUUGCAUAAACCUUCAUUUGACGUAUAAUAGGCUUUAUUCGGCCAUACUUCGAAAGAAGUUCUUUUUCUUGAUUGCAAAAAGAAAGUCUCCAAUGAGUUGCAUCAGAAUUAAUAUCUUUUAAAGGUAGUGGAAUUGCAUAACAUGUUUUAUUUUGAUACUGAAAAAAAAAAAAUUAUUUACUAUAAUAU
Osmia lignaria (orchard mason bee) is the source of this 2534-nucleotide messenger RNA. RefSeq lists its product as uncharacterized. NCBI's taxonomy places the organism in Eukaryota, Metazoa, Arthropoda, Insecta, Hymenoptera, Megachilidae. The record is from RefSeq and is a predicted model, not a curated record. Gene Ontology annotation, biological process: DNA catabolic process. Gene Ontology annotation, cellular component: cytoplasm. Gene Ontology annotation, molecular function: nucleic acid binding; 3'-5'-DNA exonuclease activity.